Messenger RNA from Rhagoletis pomonella (apple maggot), 3824 nucleotides. RefSeq names its product transcription factor SPT20 homolog. Lineage: Eukaryota; Metazoa; Arthropoda; Insecta; Diptera; Tephritidae. Bases 155 to 1933 code for a protein of 592 amino acids. The transcript is spliced from 5 exons. The record is from RefSeq and is a predicted model, not a curated record.
ACGACCAAGUGGCAACAUUAUUAUCAUUUUUCAUAUCUUGUUUUACGCGAUACCAAAGGAGAAGACCGCAAAUAUUUCCCAACAAAUUUCCAAAAUAUUGGCCAAAAUUGCUAAUUGGAAAGAAGAAAAACCCGCCAGGAACAUCUCCAGAAGUAUGACUGGCACAAGAUUUGCUCGCACAGGCCGCUGCCGGUUUUUUGUGUGCUUGGCUGUCCUGACCGUGAUGCUGUGCAUGGUGGCGAUUUUUCACAGCUCGCAGCAGCAACUAGAUGAGACACGCGAGCAACGUUUGCGUUGUGAAAGACAGCAGGAGCAGUUGAAUGAGCAACUUCAGAAUAUGGCGGAACAAAAAUACAAUCAGCAAAAAACGUUGGAACAGGAACGAAAUGAACAGAUGGAAGCUCGCCAUAAUCUUGAGCAAAAACUUAAGGAGCUGACGAUACUGCGUACAAAUGAGCAAAUGGAUGUACGUGUACGUUAUGAUAAGUUGCAGCAGACCCACAAAUUGUUAAAAAGUGAGCAUAACGAAUUAGUUGCUGAGUGUCAAAAAAGCAAAAAGCAGUUACUAGAAAAUACCAACGGUCUGGAAAAGAAAUUACAAUCUGUGCGUUCAGAAGCUGACAAAGAAAAAAACGUACUUAAUGGGGAGAUUACUUUGUGGCGGGAAAAAUAUAACGCCAUUCUAGCCGAAAAAGAACGGAUGGAGAUCUUGCUCGAUGCUGCUGGCGCAAAGACCGAGAUGCAAAGCAAAAUAAUGCAAUUAGAGCACAAGAUUACAGAAUAUCAACAACAUUGUGAUUACAAACCGGAAAUCACAAGUCAUAACGAUAAGCCACUGAGCCCACCAAAUACUGCCCGCAAUACAAGUACACAACCUCGUGUUGAGAAAUCCUUUAGUGAACAAGUGCGCGUGAGUCCCGGUCUAUAUCACAUCGAUAUUAAGCUAACUAACAAAACGCAAAACAUUGCUUCUUCGCAUGCGAAUCAAAGUAUUUCAGCUACUAACAAUACAGAAUUUACAUCUAAAUCCGACGCUGAUGGUACUGAUCCAAAGAUAUUAUCAAAACCAAUCGAGAAACUAGGCGAUGGGGGUGACGGUUAUGUCAUGGCCCAAAUACGACAGCCUCCUGCCAACCAAUCUGCUGCCUCGGUUGGAAGCAAAGCAAUAUCGCCGUUAAGUCCACCCCGUAAAACGGGCACAACUGAGGCAUCAAAAUCCGAACAACAUGUACUGGAGGCAAAUGCGCCAGUGAAACAGACAAAUAGCUCAUCGACUACCAGUAGCGGCUUGCCACCAUUACCUAUGCCACCAAACCCUCGCAAAUUACCAGAAAACGUGGCGCCCAUACCAGCUAAUUUUGAUGAGCUUUUGAAAGAUGAUCGUGGUGGUCAAAAGGCAGACAAUGCGAAAGAAACAGAUGUAGAUGCAGCAGAGGAGGUGCAAAAAAACGAUAAUGAUGAAGCCAAUAACAAUCGCUAUGCCAACGCCAUAAACGACAUGGAACCGAAAGCAUCUAACAAAGAAGCGGUUUUUGCAGCUGCCAAUGCGGCGAACGAGGACUCUGGUGCUCAUGAAAUUAAAGACAAUGAUUUUAUGAACGACCAAAAUUUCAACUUGCCAGCCAAUGAAGAUAAUAACUUCUUCGAUGGUGGUGGUAAAAAUGAAGCAGCGGGAAACGCUGGCGAGAAGACAAAAGGUGAUGAGAAUGACGAUGAUGAAGGGCUUGCUGGUGCGGUAGAUGCUGGCGAUAUAGCAGUUAAAAACCAAAACUUGUUGGAUACCAAUAAUUUAAACAACGAAGUUGUUGGUGACCAGGGCAAGGAAUUCCCCGAUGAACUACGUUUAGAAGAAAACAAUGAGGAAGAUGAAGAUGAGGAUGAUUAUUCGAAUCCAGCAGCUCGUCAACAGGGUGAACAAGCAAUUAGAAAUUAAAGGAGCUCUACCAGUUCAAUAGCUGUUAAAUGAAUAAUAUUUAAAAUAUGUAAAGCGGCACAUACACUUGCACGUAAGACGUAUGAAGGGCGAAGUAACAUAAACAAAAUAUUUCGCUUGUACGCACUUAACCAAACUAACAUUUGAACAUUCAGAUUCACAUACAUACAUUUAUAUGCUAUCAAUAAAAUGCUGUUGGCUGCAUGUUGGAAAAAAUUCCCAUUAAACAAAGCAGAAAAAAUUAUAAUGGAUGAGGAAAAAACAAAACUUACUGGAAAACGCUUCCAUUAGAAAAUAAAAGUACUGCAGUAAUAAAAGUUAAAAUUAUUAAUAUAAAUACUAUGCAUAUAGUCGCAUACAUGCAUUCAUCCUUAAACCUAUAUGUAUACUAACAACGGUUUUGAACCUUUGACUAGAUUUGAAUUUAAACUUGAUUGAAUUCCAAAAUGUCAAAAUACAAAGCAUCAGUCUCUUUUAUUUCUAUACUAUACUUAUAUUUCGGACUAUAAGAAAAAAAGUCUAACUUGCGCAACCUAGUUGAAAACUACCAUAUAACCGUGGUUGCGCAUAUUUGGCAUUACAAUCUACUGAGGUAUAUAAAUAAAAGAGACUGAUGCUUUGUAUUUUGACAUUUUGGAAUGCACCCCUACUUAUCAAUUUGCAUUCCUUUCCCCUUUCAUCUAUUUUUAUGAAUUUCUGUGAUAACAUUCAAAGGUUCUACAAAAAUAUAAGUCUGUACUCGCCCAAGGUGCCCAAAAAAACCCUUUUGCUUUCUAUAUAUCGUUUCCUUAAUUCACAAAGGCCCUAAUAAACAAUUUUUUUUUUUUACAGCAAAAGUAAAAAACUUCAUAAAAAGAGAUUCAAAAACGGACUUUUCAAAAAGUGGCAUGUAACUGGGCUUUUUUUUUUUUUGUUCCAACACUUUAAAAUUUUGAUUGAAGGUUGAUUUUUUUAUUACCACUGAACAAAAUCUGAGAAAACGCAGUUUCGAAAAAAGUGUUGGUUAGGUAGGGCCUUUGUGAUAAUACAUGUAUAUACAUGCGUAUCACCAGUGCAAUUAAAUUUGUCGUAUUAGUAUUGCAAUUUGCAGAAUAUUGAUAAGCAAGUGUAGUGAUGAUAUGUCCAUAUGUAUAUAUAUAUAAGGCAGUCUAAAUUCACGUUCAUACAUAUACCCCGUGUCGAUAUUAUAUAUGCACCACAUAUUGACAUGUUUUCACUUUUUGUAUUUAUUUAAUUUAAUUUUAAUUAUUUUCUUUACAAAAAUAUAGUUAAUUUUUAACAAAAACCGUAUGAAUCCAAGUUUCAAACUUUGAAAAAAUCAACUCGUAAAACAUUUAAAAUUUUUAAUUAGGUUUCGUAGAAAGAUUUUGAGUGCAGUUUGUAUCCCAUUCAAUUUUUGUACUUUUAAUUUUGUCAUUAUUUUUAAGGGUGUGCAUUUUCCCCAUAUAAAUCAUGUAAAUCAUGGAUUGCACUUUAUUCCACUAAAAUAUCUAAUUAAUAAACUUGAAAUUUUUACGCAAGUGUUAACUUUUUUUUUAUUGUACAAAGUUUAAAACUUGGCUUUAUACGGCUUUGAACUAUAUUUUAAUAAAAAAUAACUAAAAUUAAAUACAAAAAAAUAUAAACUGUUAAAACUUGCCAAUAUGUGAUGGGUUUAUAAUUUUUACACAUGGUGUGUAUGCAUACAUAUUUUAGGCGAACGUAUAUAAAGCAUUAUUUUAUGUCUAGUUUAAGUUUAAAUUAUAUUUAAAAUUAAUGCUAUAUUGCAUUUAGAAUUUUCUAUUUUUUUAUGUUUUAUUAAAAAAAGUAUGUUAUUUUUUAAAGUGCAAUUCGUUUGUCCCAAGAUUCCUCUUUAGUCGUCUAUUGAAUUUUGUAUACUAAUUGUCAUUUU